Messenger RNA from Penicillium manginii, 3348 nucleotides. RefSeq names its product DDB1/RSE1 family protein. Gene Ontology annotation, biological process: proteasome-mediated ubiquitin-dependent protein catabolic process; DNA repair. The transcript is spliced from 5 exons. The record is from RefSeq and is a predicted model, not a curated record. Gene Ontology annotation, molecular function: nucleic acid binding; protein binding. Lineage: Eukaryota; Fungi; Ascomycota; Eurotiomycetes; Eurotiales; Aspergillaceae. Gene Ontology annotation, cellular component: site of double-strand break; nucleus. Bases 1 to 3348 code for a protein of 1115 amino acids.
AUGGCUUAUGUGGUACCAAUACACCGCGCAAGUGGCAUUCGACAUGCGGUGAAGCUGAAUUUCCUGAAUCCAGAAGAGGACUGUCUGGUAGUAGCAAAAGCAAACCGGCUUGAAUUCUAUACAUUGACUCCCGAUGGCCUCACACUCGUCUCAACUCGCGCGCUCUAUGCGCAGGUUACUAUGCUCGCCCGCCUACCGGCACCGGCGAAUUCACCGACGGACCACCUCUUCAUCGGCACAGACCAGUGUAACUAUCUCACCCUCGCGUGGGACACAGACGAGCAAAGGGUCAAGACGGCCCGAAACUACGUCGACAUAUCCGAGCCCUCAUCCCGAGAGUCCCAAUCACAACCACGAUGUCUUCUCGACCCCAGCGGCCGCUUCAUGACACUGGAGAUAUACGAAGGGGUUAUUGUUGUGCUUCCAGUCGUGGAACCGACCAAAAAGCGAGGGAAGCCCUCCCACGCCGCAUCACAGAUGGAGUUGCCCCAAGUAGGCGAGCUCGGGGAUCCGACCAACACACGUAUCAAUGAGCUGUUCGUUCGGUCGUCGGCGUUCCUGCACUCUGCCUCGGCCAGGCCCUACCUGGCCCUGCUUUACGAAGAUAACCAGAAGAAAGUUUCGUUGCGGAUUCUAGAGCUUCACUUCAGCAUUGGUCCCUCAAAUGGGUCUCCGGAUGCGGAGUUCAAGGAACCCUCUGAGAAGAACCUGCAGGGUGGCAUGUUGGGCCACGACCUUGAUAUGGGAUCUUCCCACCUGAUCCCGAUUCCUGCCCCACUAGGUGGACUGAUUGUAUUGGGUGAGACAUCGAUCAAGUACAUCGACGAUGAUGCGAAUGAUAUGAUUACACGCGAUCUUGACGAGGCUACCGUCUUCGUGGCCUGGGAAAAGGUCGACAGCCAGCGAUGGCUGCUAGCAGAUGACUAUGGCCGUUUGUUCUUCCUCAUGCUAAUUCUGAACAACGAGGGCCAUGUCGAAUCAUGGAAGCUUGACUGGCUGGGAAAUACAUCUCGUGCGUCGGUCUUGGUUUAUCUUGGCGGAGGAGUCCUUUUCGUUGGAUCCCACCUGGGCGACUCUCAAGUCCUGCGUAUUGGCGAUGGUUCCUUCGAGGUCAUCCAGACAUUGUCCAAUAUUGCGCCCAUUCUCGACUUCACAGUGAUGGAUUUGGGCAACCGUACCAGCGAGAGCCAUACACACGAAUUCUCAUCCGGACAAGCUCGCAUCGUGACGGGCUCUGGUGCGUUUGACGAUGGAACCCUACGAAGUGUACGAAGUGGCGUCGGCAUGGACGAGCUCGGAGUUUUGGGCGAAAUGGAUCAUAUCACAGAUCUAUGGGGCUUGCAAGUGCAGAGCACUGGUGACUUCCUGGAUACAUUGCUCGUGACAUUCGUCGAUGAAACACGAGUCUUCCGCUUUAGCGUCGAUGGCGAGGUGGAAGAGCUGGAAGAUUUCUUGGGUCUUGCUUUUGAAGAAAGUACCCUCCUCGCCGCCAAUCUCCCCGGUGGCAGAAUCCUACAAGUGACAGAGAAGAGAGCGUUGAUUGCCGAUGUCGAAAGCGGGAUGGUGACCUUCGAAUGGACUCCUCCAACGCAAAAGACGAUCACCGCCGCUUCAGCAAACAAUGAUCAUCUUGUACUGGUUAUUGGUGGUCGCGUACUUGCAUCCUUUGAUAUCCGAGGCGAAGCCAGCCUUAUCGCCGAGAAAGACCUCGACGAGGAUCAUCAGGUAUCCGGCGUUACAGUUCCGUUUGAACCGACAGGAGUUUGCAUCGCCGGAUUCCCGCAAUCCGCCCAGGUCUCCGUCCUGAAAAUCAAUGACUUCUCCGAGAUCCAAACAAAAUCGCUGGGCCCGUCCGGCGAGGCGUUCCCCCGAUCUGUUCUCGUAACCAACGUUCUUGCCAAUAGCCCGCCCACCCUCUUCAUCUCCAUGGCUGACGGGAGCGUCAUUACUUUCUCCAUGGAUACAAAAGAUUACUCGCUCGGAGGGAUGACGAAGCUCAUCCUUGGAUCUGAGCAGCCAACAUUCAAGAAAUUGCCUCGCGGAGAUGGCCUAUAUAAUGUAUUCGCCACAUGCGAGAACCCAAGCUUGAUAUACGGUUCGGAAGGACGCAUCAUCUACUCCGCCGUGAACUCGGAAGGUGCAUCUCGAAUCUGCCAUCUCAAUACCGAAGCCUUCCCCGGGUCUAUUGCCGUUGCAACCACGCAGGAACUCAAGAUUGCAUCAGUGGACAAAGAACGCACAACUCAGAUCCAGACGCUCCCGAUGGGAUCCACAGUCCGACGGGUCGCAUACUCUGCAGCAGAGAAAGCCUUCGGUCUGGGAACGAUUGACCGCAAGCUUGACGACGGCGUCGAGGUUGUCAAAAGCCACUUCGUGCUUGCUGACGAGAUCAUGUUUCGGCGAUUAGACGCGAUAGAACUCAACUCGGAGGAGCUGGUCGAAAGUGUUAUCCGGGCGGGAUUCCCCGGCGGAAAAGAUAGGUUUAUUGUCGGUACGGCCUACAUGGAUGAAGAAAGGGAAGAUUCAAUCCGCGGGCGGAUAUUGGUAUUGGAGGUCGACCAUGGGCGUAAACUGACGCAGGUCGCGGAGUUGCCGGUUGUCGUCUUCAAAAUCGUUCCUGACAACUCUGGGUCAAAGACGAAGCUUGAGCGGCUUGCCAGCUAUCGCACCUCCACUGCGCCGGUGGAUGUGACGGUCGUCGGAAACAUGAUCAUGGUGGCGGACCUCAUGAAGAGUGUCUGCAUCGUCGAAUAUAUCAAGGGCGCCAAUGGCGUCGCAGACAAACUUCACGAGAUUGGUCGCCAUUAUCAGACCGUGUGGAGUACGGCCGUUGCCUCUGUUGGUGACGAUACAUUGCUUGUUAGCGAGGCACAGGGCAACCUAAUUGUUCUGUCGCGGAACACAAAUGGCGUCACCGAGCAAGACAAGCACCGUCUCGUCCCAACAAGCGAGAUCUGCCUAGGAGAGAUGGUGAACCGCAUUCGAACGAUCCAAAUCCCCCAGAUAGCCAGUCUCGCGGUAACACCGCGGGCGUUUAUGGGAACGGUCGAGGGAUCAAUCUAUCUUUUUGCAUUGAUAAAUCCCGAUUAUCAGGACUUCCUAAUGACUCUCCAAACCGUGAUCGCCAGCAAGGUCGAGUCCCUAGGUGAUCUACCUUUCGAUAAAUUCCGCGCAUUCCGAACAUUAGUCCGCUCAGCCGAAGCACCAUAUCGGUUUGUGGAUGGCGAGCUGAUCGAGCAAUUCUUGACUUGCGAUCUGGAGCUGCAAGAGGAGAUUGUGGACGAGGUUGGUUGGGGUGAUGUGGAGAAAGUCAAGGGAACGAUCGAAGCUUUGAGGAGACUGCAUUAA